UUGUCAAUGUCAAUUAGACAAAUUAUAAAUUGGAUGUGGGAAUGAGAAUUGAAAUGUAUUGGUGUGAUUAAAAUAUUGAUUCAAAAAGAAAUCAAGAAGGACUUUCCAUAAUUACGAUUACUAUAUAUUAAAUUGUCUGUGUUUUAGUGAUUUGAUAAGUUUUUCUAUCUUGUGAUCAAAGUUGCAGUAACGGACCAAAGAUUGCUGAUAUAACGAUAAGCUGACGACACAACCAUGGCUUUCGCUGGGCUCAAGAAACAGAUCAAUAAAGCUAAUCAGUAUGUCACAGAAAAGAUGGGUGGUGCCGAAGGCACAAAACUUGAUUUGGACUUCGUGGAAAUGGAGAGAAAAACGGACGUAACGUGCGAGCUCGUCGAAGAAUUACAAAUAAAAACCAAAGAGUUCCUGCAGCCAAAUCCCACAGCGCGCGCCAAGAUGGCUGCCGUGAAGGGGAUCAGUAAACUGAGCGGACAGGCCAAGAGUAACACUUACCCGCAACCAGAGGGCGUCUUGGGAGACUGUAUGCUGCUGUAUGGGAAGAAGCUUGGAGAAGAUACUGUAUUCUCACAAUGCAUGAUCGAAAUGGGAGAGGCGCUAAAGCAAAUGGCAGACGUGAAGUAUUCCCUGGACGACAACAUCAAGCAGAGCUUCCUCGAGCCCCUGCAUCAUCUGCAAACCAAAGACCUGAAGGAGGUUAUGCACCACCGAAAGAAAUUGCAGGGACGUAGGCUUGACUUUGAUUGCAAACGGCGAAGACAGGCAAAAGGCAUCCUAAAGAGCCCCUAUUCGAGUCCAAGCCAUGGCUCAAUUCCGAAGCAGGACGAUGAGAUACGGCAGGCGGAGGAGAAGUUCGCUGAAUCCUUGACGCUGGCUCAGAUCGGCAUGUUCAACUUACUUGACAACGAUGUAGAGCAGGUGGCGCAGUUGAGUUUCUUCGCGGAGGGCCUCUUGGAGUACCACCAACAGUGCACAGAGAUCUUGAAAGGUCUUGUCUCGACUCUCAUGGAGAAGAAAGAAGAAGCCGUUAACCGCCCCAAGAUGGAGUUCGUUCCGAAGACCCUGGCCGAUCUGCACAUCGAAGGCAUCCACGACCUCAACCAUGGUAGGCGCUACGGCUCCACGCAAAGCCUCCCCCGCGCGCGCCUCCCCCCUACCUCCUCCCUAGGCGACCUCCCCACCACCGACCCCCUACGAGCGUGGGAGACCUCCCGAAGCCCCCCCAACCCUCGCGAAGGCCUCCGACCAGCCCCCGCACCUGGGUUUAAACCACACCCAGCACCACGAUUAACUAACGGAAGAGAUCCUUGGACAGCAUCUCCGCUGCCGUCACCAGUGAAGUCUCCCGCGCGGACUCCCAUGGCCCCACCCGCCAAGGGCCCCUGCUGCACUGCACUCUACGAUUUUGAUCCGGAGAACCAAGGCGAACUAGGCUUCAAGGAAAACGACGUGAUCACGCUUAUCAACAAGGUAGAUGACAACUGGUUCGAGGGCUCCGUCAACGGCAAGACAGGCUACUUCCCCAUCAGCUACGUGCAAGUUACCGUUCCACUUCCCAACAUGUAAACGCUCCCUUUGAUGCAACACCGUACUUCGUAUUUCAUACUGAUUGGCUUAUUGUUCUAUAACCAUAGACUAAUUUGUUUGUUUUUUUUUGGAGAAUGAGGCAAAAGUCUAAGUAAUACAGAACGUAAAGUAUUGUACGUCAUAAGUAGCUUUUUGCUUUUACUUUUAGUAAAUCUAAAUAAAGAACGAUUCGUGCUAAAAUAGAAGGGUCAGACUCAGAUAUCUUAAUUGAUACUUAUAAUUAUUGUAUCUAAGCUUGCAUACAUUCCCAAAGUUUAAUACAAAAUACUAAACUGAUGGAUCUUUGAUAUAAUGUGGUAUGACAGAUAAUUAAUCUUUGUUAAAGCCAUGAAUUUUCGUUGUAAAGCCUUGAGCUGAUCACUUACCGGCCGUAUUAUUGAAGUUGUAAAAACAGUUUUGAAACAAAGGCCUAAUAAUUUAUAGUACGAAGGUAUAUCGAUGCAUAGUUAUGCCAAAGAGUAAUUUUAUAUCAUGACGCAUCCAAAAAUUAUGGAUAAUAAAUUUUAUAGGUAGGUAUAAUGCUCUCUACAAAAUCUUCGUGUACGUCAUUUGCUUAACUUGAGAUAGACGUGAUCUUUAAUUUUAUAGGCGUAAAGUAAUAUUAAAAAAUGUAAACACUAAUUUACUAUCAUUACCCAGAAGGUGAUUACUCUGAACCAUGUAUACGAAUGAUUAGCAGCAAGGUUAAUUUGAAAAAAUUGCUUUUGUACCAUAUAGUCUUGCCUAACAGCGCAAAUCGAUCGACAUUCAUGUUUAAGAAACAUUGAUCCAUAUUCUGAACGAACCAAUGACGAAAUGGGAUUUGGGGUUCAAAUUUAACCUUUAAUCUUUCGUCUGUGCAUUAAACACGUUAACCCGUUGGCUAAAAUGGGCAAGAACUUAGAGCUGUAAAGGCUAGUUUAAAAAACUACUUCGGAAAAUAUUGAAAUUUGUAUCAAAACAAUAUAAAAUAAAGAAUGUCAGAGCGGAAAAAUCGUGCGUAUUACAUAUUAUAGUUCUCGUGGUCGUUUUACUCUAGGACUGACUGACGGACAACGACGAUCGACGGACUUACUAUGAUAAGAAUAAACUGAAGACAUGGCUGUAUGGUGUAAUAUCUUUGCCUUUUCCGUAAAAGAAUAUUUAAAGCUUAAAAAAUAUAAUGUCAGCGUAAAUUAAAAAAGUAAUGUUCCAUAGUUAUAUAAUGGUUCUAAGUUUAAAAUUCACAUCUCGUUUGUGAGAGAAGUAAAAGGCAGCAUUGAGACAUUCGUUUGUUGGAUGACGUUGCAUUCUGUAGGGGAUUUAUGUAUAUUUAUUUUAAUACUUGUAUGCGAUCAGACGAAAUGCGGUGUUGCUUUAUCUUAAUAUUGUUACAUCAUGUCGCAGUAUUAUAUAGACGACUUACACGUAAUUCGAAUCUGUAACGGUGUCAAAAGCUCAAUGUUGUAGUUAUGAAAUAUUUUACCCCCUUUACAUAUUGUACCAGAUAAAAUAAAUAAAUUUAAAAUUAUUACCAUCGACUCCAUAUUACAUUUUUGCUUAUGAGUUGUACCCGGUCUUCCAUUUCAUUUAGUAUUUCUACUUGUGACUACAAACGCUUCUAUAUAAAUAAAUGCUAAGCAUGCCUUUGGUAUUGGAUGACGUUAGAUUAUAACAGAAAUAUUCAAAAUUGGCCUAGUUUGUUUACAUAGAAGUGUCUUGUCAAUAAUUUUGAAUUUCAAGCCAUUCCUAACAUUAAAUAUUUUAGUAAAUCUCUUAUUUGUGAGGAGGGUUUACUAAUUGCAUUUUAUACACAAAUAAUGAAAUACAUAUUACAAAGAAUUUAAUUAAGAUUUUAUCAUGCUUUUAUUCUUGUAUUUUGCGAUAUAUUUAUGAUUAUGGACGUAUUAUACGUGAUCUCCUAAUUAUUGUUAGACAGCAAUGUCAAAAAAUAUUUUGAGGAAAGAUCAAUUUGCUGGAGGCAAAUAUACCUACCGACCUAAAAUCAAAUUAUGAAGAAGUUGUUAAAAGUUUUAUUUGGCUGUUUCAGCAUUAAAGAGAUAAUUUUACAUCUAAUAAGUACCAUAUUAGAUGUAAAAUUAUCAUAUACAAUUUUGUUGUUUGGAGCGAAAUAAACUAAACAAUCUAAUAAACUAAACUAAACUUAGUGUAUUCCGCUCCAAACAACAAAACUAUAUAUUACGAAAAUUUCACACCUAAUAAGUACCAUAUUAGAUGUAAAAUGAUCAUGUAUAGUUUUGUUGUUUGAAGCGAAAUAAACUAAAUAUUGGUUUUAGAAUUUUUUUCGUAUUUAUUACCCUCCAACGAAAGUGCGUGUGCGUUAUAUUUUAUUUGUGACGUCAUAAACUAGAUAUUAUGAGAUUAGAUUGUAUAGUUAUUACAGCGGGUAAUUAUUUUAUGUAAAUGGAGAAAUGUAUCAAUGUAAGGUAUGUUAUACUCGAAACAGGAAGCGAGGGAAGAGUUGUUAAAUCUUGCCAGAUGUUUAUGGCAUUUUGAUGUUCGAUGUAUUAUUGGAAAGUUAUAAAUAUUAUAUAUAGGUGAUGUAACGAGUACAGGUAUUAUUAUUGUUUAGUUAUUGAAAUUGUCAAAUAUUGAGUAAUAUUAGUGUUCCUAAUUAAACACUACAGAUAAACUAUAGGUACACACCAAAUUAACACGUAUCUGUAUACGUAACGUAAAAAUCUACUAAAUAUUCAAUGUGUAAACAAAAAAACUAUUUUUUUGAUAAUUUUUCAAAGUAAAUCCUUGUCAAGUUAUCAUUCCACUGAAUGGACAUUACAACAUAUUUAGUAAUAAUUAGGUACCUACAGUAUUUAUAUUUAUUAAUAUGGCGUAACUAUGUCGAUUGCCGAUAUCUAUACCUCACCCUAACAAGGAAAUGAUAAACCACCGCUUAGUAGUAAAGAAAUGCUUUUAUUUACAUUAUAUUAGGUAUAUUAUUAGGUUUUUUUACAAUUCCAUAAAUAUUAAAGAUUUAAUGAACUUGAUGGUGCGUAUUUGACUUGUAUUUUAAAGUAUUAAAAGUAAUAGUAAUCUUUGUGAAAGAGUUUGUUUAGGGUUCCACUACCAACAUUCUAAUAAUUAUUACUUGUGCCUCAGUUUUAAGGCAUAAGAUUUAUUUGCAGGGCCAAAGUGAAGAACAUAUUUGUUGGCGUGCGUGACUUGUAAUAUGAACAUCUAUACUUGAUUAUACAAUUCGCUUCAAAUAACUUUGUGUGUAUUAUAUAAAACAGUAUUCAUCGUAGCAAGAUUACAAGUCAGCUUACGGCCGUUUUUAAUAACCAAUCUAUCCGUCAUUUCGGUACUAAAGUUAAGAAAAUCUAUCUUUCUGUUCUUAUCUGCUUUUCAAUAACCUACUGACGGAUAGUUUGACAGUUACUGAUAAUCGAGGAUAGCUAUCUAUCAGUUAUCUUGGGUAGGUCAUUGAAAACGGCCGUUAAACAACAGAGCAUUCUUCGAAAAAAAUUAAAAAAUCUGUACUCGUUACAGCAUCUAUAACACUAUGAUAUAAAGUCAUUGUGAUAAUGUUAGAUAUCGUGCAGUAAAGUUGGUGCAGCGUCCGUCGUCGUCGCAUUAUUACGUUUUUAUCCGAUUUAGUUAAUAUUUUAGUAAAUAGUUUCCUCGUUAAGUUAGCAUAAUAAUUUCCUUAGUCAUAUUUUUAAUUUAUAAAUAAACAAUUGUCGAUAUAACGAUAUUUGAUUAGAUAUUUACUAUAUUGUGGCCUCUAAUUAAUAGUGUCGUUAAUGUAUUUCCAUAAUAAAUGCAUGCACUUAUGAUUAAAAAAAAAAAUGAUUAAAUUGUCACAUUUCACUUUAUCCUAAUAUCGGUGUUGCAGUAAUAUUGAAAAUAUUUUUUCUAAUAAUAUCACCAUUUUAGUCGUAAAUAUACGGACCCCGAUGUAUAACAUUUCAAACAUACAAAAGACAAUACCUAGAUCUAAUGUUAGUUGUAUGUAAUAUACCGAGAAGGCGUGAGCGAUUUGGACUAACUAUUUAGAUUGAAUGAUUAUAAUGACUUAAUAAAUAAGUUUCAUGAAAAAUUGUUUUCAGUUUUCAUGGAGAACAUUUCUAAAACAGUUUUUAAAACCAAAGUAAACAUAGAAAUACAUUUUGUUGGAGUUAUAGAAAUUAAAACAUUUAUUUUAUUAAAUUUAUACCUUUAAAUUGAAUUAUUUUUAGGUACCUACCUUAAUUUACAGUUUAACAUACCUAAGCAUAAAUUAUUUAUCUUUCAAAUUUUGAGCUAAGUAUAGUCAAACAGUUUUCGAAAUCGCCUGCGCUUACUCGGGUCAUAAGUUCAUAAAUUAAUAAUUGUUCUAUCUUCAAAUGUCUCUUAUAUUAUAUGUAAGUGUCUUGAGCAAAUAUAUAUAAAUAUUCAUCGGUGUCACUUUAUGAGAACGUCUAAUAGUGUGUUUCACGGCACUCAACUAAUGGGCACCUUAGGGGGGAAUCCCUCAUGGUAAAUAGAAUUUACAAAAAAAACUUGACUUGAUUGAUAAAACUUCAGGUCUAAUAGCCUUAUCGUUUUAUUUUUAAAGUUGUGUAAAAAAAAGAUGCAUAGAGAGUGGAACAAAGAUGUAUGUAACUAGGGUUGCCAACAUUUUUUCAGAAAAACAUAGUAUUUUUCAGAUUUAAGUUGAAAAAAAUAUAGAAAAUAUAGUAUUUUUAUGGAAUUAAGUAGCAAUUCAAUUCAAAUAGUGAAGGAAUACGCAAAAAAUAGACAAAGAUAUUUGUUGUUUACUUAUUUUUAUAAGAUCUAUAUUUAUUGGCACUUAGCAUCUCUUGCAUUUUUCCAGAAUAUUUGUCUAAAAUAAGAGUACACAUUUCUUUAACAUUUAAUUUUAAAAUUAAUGAAAACUUAACUUAACAUUAAAUUAGACACGUUAGACACGUUACUCUACAGACAAUUGCUUCAAUCGAAAAUUAAUAAAAAAAAAUAGUAAUACUAAUAGUAUUUUUGCGUAUUAUUUAUUUUUUCAACAGUAACUAUUACGCAGACCCUGUACGGUUGGCAACCCUAUAUGUAACACCCGCUUACUUACUAUACGUAUUGUAAUAUUGUUACACUUUUCCCCGUCGAUUUAUACCUAUUAUGAUAUAUAUAUAUUUCUCUAUGACAUUGUCAUUGUCUAUGCAUCUAUGCUGUCGGGUAUCACAAACCGUUGAUUUUUGAGACCCAGCCAACGCAGUGAUGUGUUAAUAUGGUGCCCAUAAUUCUGCAACAUGAUAUGACUGAUGAACACGAAUGAUGAUUAUGUCUUCAAUAUUCUGUUUAUAUACAAGCAUUUCUUAUAUUUAAGCAGAAUAUUACAACAUGUACAAUUAUAAUGCAACUAUAGUUACCUGAAUCGGAAGAUUUCAUACAAUGGCACCUGCUUAAAAUGUUAAUUACUGUUGGCGCGAACGUUUUUGGUGUGAUGUAUAGGUAUUUAUCAGGUAAAUGUAUUCUUGUUCAUGUUACUGUAAUUUUAAAUAAAUACUACUGUAAUUGGAUAGAUAAAUUGACAAUUUAAAAGAUGUGACACAUUAAUUUGUAUUAAAAUUUAUCCUGAACUUAUUGCUCGUUUUGCCUCCUAAUAAAAUGUUACAAUUAA
Molecule: messenger RNA, 7156 nt
Organism: Bicyclus anynana (squinting bush brown)
Lineage: Eukaryota; Metazoa; Arthropoda; Insecta; Lepidoptera; Nymphalidae
Gene: EndoA
Product: endophilin-A
Exons: 12
Coding region: 235-1563 (442 amino acids)
Biological process (GO): synaptic vesicle uncoating
Cellular component (GO): presynapse; glutamatergic synapse; cytoplasm
Molecular function (GO): protein binding
Source: RefSeq, a predicted model, not a curated record